Messenger RNA from Clupea harengus (Atlantic herring), 4155 nucleotides. RefSeq lists its product as uncharacterized. The transcript has a single exon. Bases 304 to 3858 code for a protein of 1184 amino acids. The record is from RefSeq and is a predicted model, not a curated record. NCBI's taxonomy places the organism in Eukaryota, Metazoa, Chordata, Actinopteri, Clupeiformes, Clupeidae.
AACCAGCCCUCAGGAUUGACGUAUAGAGUGUUGACUGACGCAUUGAAAUCACAUUAUCAGCCAAAACCGUUGGUCAUUGCGGAGAGGUUUCGUUUUCAAAAACGUGAUCAAAAGGAUGGAGAAUCAGUGACUGAUUACUUAGUGGCAAUAAGAAAAUUGUCGAAGUACUGUGAGUAUGGAACUCACUUAGAUGAAGCUUUAAGAGAUCGUCUUGUGAGUGGAUUGGCCUCCGAGUCAAUUCAAAGAAAAUUACUAGCAGAGAAAGGGCUAACAUUUGCACGAACAUGUGAGAUAGCAUUGGCAAUGGAAAUGGCAUCCAAGAAUUCCCUUGAAAUCUUAGGAAAAUCGCAGAAUGCAGCUGUUAAUGAAGUUUCUAAAUCAAAGUUUGGAAGCAAAGGAAAAUGGCAGUUUAGAAGUGGGAAUGAGAGUACAAACCAGAAAUUUGAACAGACACGGGACAGUGAGCAGAGAUGCUACCGUUGUGGGGGAGGGAGACACUCACCCCAGGAGUGCCGAUUCAAAAAUGAGAAAUGUCAUUCGUGUUCCAAGACGGGGCAUAUUUCCAGAGUAUGUCGGAAUAAAAGACAGACCGCCAGGGCCCAGUAUGUGGACACUGAGGAUCAGAGUGUAGAUGGUGAAGAUGAUCCUUUCGGGGUCUUUACAGUCUACAUGGUAUCCAGUGGGGAUGGAGGCAUUAAAGUUAAUGUGAAAGUGGGUGAUGAGGACAUUAGCAUGCAGUUGGAUACAGGUGCGGCAGUGUCCAUCGCAUCAGAAGUUUUGCACCAAAAGAAAUUCCCACAUUUACCCAUUGAAAAGUCUAACAUCAGAUUAAAAGCGUACUCGGGAGAAACAAUUCCCCUGCUUGGCUAUGUUCAGGCACCAGUGCAGUAUGGUGACCAGAAAGCAACGAUGCCUCUCAUCAUAGUGAAAGGCAAUAGGCCUGCUCUCUUUGGCCGAAAUUGGCUGGAGAAGCUGAAGCUGGACUGGAAAAAUAUCUUCACACUAGGAAAAGAAACCAAGCAUGGCGACCCAGAAUUACAAGCAGUACUUCAGCGCCACUCACAGGUGUUUUCUGAGGAGGUUAGUGCCAUAGAGGAUUUCAGAGCAACCAUAAGAAUGCAACCUGGGGCACAGCCAGUCUUUUGCAAAGCCCGCCCUGUGCCAUAUUCACUGAAAGAGGCUGUGGAAAAAGAACUGGAUAGGAUGGAAAAAGAGGGAAUAGUUUCCAAAGUGGAUCGAAGUCGAUGGGGGGCCCCGAUCGUGGUGGUACCAAAGGCUGAUAAAUCCAUCCGCAUCUGUGGGGAUUACAAGGUCACAAUAAAUAGCCAACUGGAAGUAGAGACUUACCCCCUGCCCAACACUGAGGAUUUAUUUGCGACUCUAGCGGGGGGGAAAUGGUUUUCAAAUUUAGAUCUCUCUCAUGCUUACCAGCAAUUGAGAUUAGACAAAGACUCUGAACAGUAUCUAACCAUUAAUACUCACAGAGGACUGUACCGCUACCAUCGCCUCAGCUACGGGGUGGCCAGCGCACCAUCAAUUUUUCAAUCAGUAAUGGAUCAGAUCCUACAGGGACAAGAAGGAGUGACUUGUUUUUUGGAUGACAUUCUAAUCACAGCCAACACAAAAGCCCUGCACUUGAAAAGACUGGAAGCAGUGUUAGGCUGCCUGGCGCGUUAUGGCUUGAGAGCAAAGUUGGCCAAAUGCAGAUUUUUGCAGACAAGUGUAGAGUACUUGGGGCAUCAGAUAGACCAUGAAGGCCUGCACCCCACGCAGCAAAAAGUGGAGGCAAUUGUGAAUGCCCCAAAUCCCACAAAUGUCUCUGAGUUGCGGUCGUAUUUGGGACUGUUGAACUAUUAUGGCCGUUUUCUGAAAAGCUUGUCCAGUGUGUUACAGCCAUUGCAUGCUCUGCUGAAAAGGGAGGAAAAGUGGAGCUGGACACCUGCAUGUGAGGAAGCUUUCAAGAAAGGAAAAGAGAUGUUACUGAGCAGCACGGUCCUGGUUCAUUAUGACACAGAGAAGCCGUUGAGAUUAGCAUGUGACGCAUCCCCCUACGGGGUGGGUGCAGUCAUUUCGCAUGUGAUGGAGAAUGGUGAAGAGAGACCAAUUGCGUUCGCCUCGCGCACUCUGACUGAUGCAGAAAAGAAUUAUGCUCAAAUAGAGAAAGAGGCACUAGCAAUCAUCUAUGGAGUGAGAAAAUUUCACAAGUAUCUAUAUGGACGCAAGUUUACUCUCUUCACUGAUCACAAGCCCUUACUGGCUAUACUGGGACCAAAGUCAGCUGUGCCUACAUUGGCAGCCUUGCGUAUGCAGCGCUGGGCGUUGAUCCUGAUGGCUUACAGUUAUGAGCUAGAAUACAAGAAGUCGGCAGACCACUUUAAUGCUGAUGCCAUGUCCAGACUUCCUGUGACUGAGUCCGACAAGACAGCACAGGAAUCCAACAUUUUCUACUUUUCACAUGUGGAAGAUCUGCCAAUAUCAGCUCAUGACAUCAAAGUAGGCACAAGCAGAGAUCCAUUGCUGAGUAAAGUUUGGAGCAAUACAAUGAAUGGAUGGCCUAAUUACAUGAACGAUGAAAGCCUGAAACCAUACUUUGUCAGGAGACAUGAGCUGUCAGCAGACCAGGGGUGUGUUUUGUGGGGUCUCAGAGUCAUUGUUCCUCAAAUGCACCGACAGCAGAUUCUUAAAGACCUGCACCAUGAACAUCCAGGCAUCUGCAAAAUGAAGGCCUUAGCCCGCAGCUAUUUAUGGUGGCCAGGUUUGGACGGUGAGAUUGAGAACAUGGUUCAGAACUGUGCAGUGUGUCAAGCUGUGCAGAAGGUACCUGCUGUGGCACCGCUCCAUCCCUGGCGGUGGCCUGUCAGAGUCUGGCAGAGGAUUCAUCUAGACUUUGCGGAGAAAGACAGACAAUCCUUCUUAGUGGUAGUGGAUAGUCAUUCCAAAUGGCUGGAGGUUUUUCACAUGACCUCCACCACAUCAAGCCGAACCAUAGAGGUGUUGCGCAACCUCUUUGCUGCACAUGGUCUUCCGGAAGAGGUUGUGUCGGACAAUGGACCCCAGUUCGCCUCCUCAGAGUUCAAGCAGUUUCUAGCCAAAAAUGGAAUAAAGCAAACGCUGGUCCCACCGUAUCAUCCAGCCUCGAACGGAGCUGCAGAGAGGUCUGUCCAAAUACUGAAGCGUGCUCUGGUGAAGCAGGUCCUAGAAGCAAGUGGACAGCCCAGCAUCACACUGCAACACAGGCUGUCAAACUUUCUGCUCAUGUAUAGGGUUACGCCUCACACAGUCACAGGUCGCUCUCCAGCUGAGCUGUUCUUAAAGAGAGAGAUACGCACGCGCUUCAGUCUGUUGAGACCAGAUCUGUCCCACACUGUAGAGCACAAGCAGGCAAAACAGAAACUGUAUCAUGAUAAAGAGAGACUGAAAUUGAGAGAAUUUCAGGAGAAUGACCAAGUCCGAGUUAAAAAUUUCAGGGGAGGAGAUGAGAAAUGGUCUGCCGCUACUGUCAUAAAGCGCUUGGGUCCUGUGACAUACCUGGUCUGGGAAGGACACAGGCAACGUUCCGUCCAUGUUGAUCACAUGCUAGGGAGAAGAGGAGAACUCAAGAAACUCGAGCCGUACACACAUGAGGACCAGGACUUAACACCAGUUGUUUCACCAGCACUUGACUCCACCUCAACCAGUGGAGAAAAACCACCUGAUGCCGACACCUCAGAGAAGGCCAUUCGUCUGAGCCCUGCAGUGCCAGGAAAUGCUAUUCCUCCUUCGCCCAGCACUGUCAGCCCACCUGCUGUACCGUCCGGGGUGCCCCACAGAAGACAUCCAGAGAGACUCAGAAGUGCUCCAAAAAGGCUGGAUUUGUAAUGAGUUAAAAUGAGUGGUGUUUAAAAAUAAUAAUAAUAAUAAUGUUAAGGUGACUGUUACGGUGUCAAGAAGACCUAGUAGUUUAAGUAAAUGAUUGUUAGUUUAGACUGGGUUUCUCAGGUUAAGAGUUAUCAGUAAUGCGAUUGGUUCUCAAAGUCACAUGACUUAGUGUAACGAGUAAGCUAAGAAGUUAGUUCUGGAGCGGGAGACUUGUGUGUAUGCUAGUGAUUUCUAUCUGUCUUAGUAAACGUGUUCAGUUAUAUAAACCAUCGUCUGAGUGCUUAAUAUAUAACCCAC